GCGUUACAAAACACAAACACGGGCCUUUAAAGUGACCGUGUGUGACAGAUCCCGGUAGCGGACAUCCAAAUCUAAAAUAUGACAGUCUGAGGUCGUGGCUUUUUCUUAUAUUAUGCUUCAUAAUGUCUCCUGCAAACGCCGCAAUGCAAGACGAGACUGACACAGAGCCGACCUCUGGAAACUGGUCCUGGUGGCCCUCUUGGAGACCAACAUCCAUGUCCUUACUGAAAUGUGCUGAGGCUAAAAUUCUUGCCUGUAUCCAGAAUAACAUUUGGUCCAGAUUUGUGACUUUGCCAAAUCAGAACAGAAUAUGGACCCUUAAAGUCACCAAUAAGACAGCACUCAAAUAUAAAGACCAAGCCGCUCAGACGCCCCUAGUGAUGAUCCACGGGUUUGGAGGGGGUGUCGGCCUCUGGAUCCGUAACUUGGACGCUUUGAGUCAUUCUCGACCCGUCUACGUCUUUGACCUGCUGGGCUUCGGGCGCAGCUCUCGCCCGUCGUUCCCAUCUGACUCCUCGUUGGCCGAAGAGCAGUUUGUUAGUUCAAUAGAGCAAUGGAGACAAUCACUGGGCCUGGAACGCAUGAUCCUAUUGGGCCACAGCCUGGGUGGUUACCUAGCAACGUCCUAUACCAUUCAAUAUCCUGAAAGAGUCAGUCAUCUCAUCCUGGUGGAUGCGUGGGGUUUCCCUGAGCGACCUCAGCCUCAGUUACAGGAGUCAGGAGAUCAAGGGUCACAGCUUAAAAGGGUGUCGCCGCCUCGCUGGGUGAAAGCUCUUGCUUCAGUGUUCAGCCUGUUCAACCCACUGGCCGUCAUCAGAGCAGCUGGACCGUGGGGUCCAGGGCUGGUGAACAGAUUCCGUCCUGACUUCAAGAGGAAGUUUGAGGAUCUGUUUGAGGACGACACCAUGACACAAUACAUCUACCACUGUAACGCCCAGAGCCCAAGCGGUGAGGUGGGUUUCAAAGCCAUGUCUGAGUCUUUCGGCUGGGCCAAAAGGCCAAUGGUUCAGCGCGUGAACCUGCUGCCGCCGUCGACGCCUGUCAGCAUGUUGUACGGCUCGCUCUCAUGGGUGGACAGCUCUACUGGACACACAGUCAUUCAGAUCAGAGGCAAAAGCCCCACCAGUGUCACGCUGAUUGAAGAUGCUUCCCAUCAUGUCUACGCCGACCAGCCGGAAGAGUUCAACCGAGUGGUUGAGAGUAUCUGUAAUACAGUAGACUAAAUAUAUAUAAAAAUCAGAGAGAAUGUACAUUGAUUUGUGUGUGGGCAUUUCUAUCUUUGAAAUAGGUCUGUCCUGUGUUUGUGGGAUGAUUGGAUUGAUAGAAACAUUUAAAGGCAAAGCUGUUCUCAGACCUUGUCACUUCAUAAUCAGAUUUUAUUGUUUGUGGCCUUUAAUGUGGAGAAGCUCAAUGACUGUACUGCAGAAUUUAAUGGAAGCUAGUUGUAUUUGUAUUUUGUAACCUAUAUUUUAUUCAGAUUUCUUUUUAAGCAUGCACUGAGAGAAGUUGUUAAACCUGUGUCAUAAAUGCAUUGACAAUGUUUGGACAGUCAUAUUGACUAAAAGAAGAGAUGUUUAAUAAUUAUUUCAUUAAAAGCAUUAUAAACGAUUGUCUGUAUUUUAUAACGUGCAUAUAUCAAUACAGUGCUGUACCUUUAA
Megalobrama amblycephala (Wuchang bream) is the source of this 1658-nucleotide messenger RNA. It is a transcript of the gene abhd4, whose product is annotated as abhydrolase domain containing 4, N-acyl phospholipase B. Gene Ontology annotation, cellular component: lipid droplet. Gene Ontology annotation, molecular function: phosphatidylcholine lysophospholipase A1 activity. The record is from RefSeq and is a predicted model, not a curated record. Lineage: Eukaryota; Metazoa; Chordata; Actinopteri; Cypriniformes; Xenocyprididae.